This is a messenger RNA of Mytilinidion resinicola, 791 nucleotides long. RefSeq lists its product as uncharacterized. The coding region runs from base 140 to 304 and encodes 54 amino acids. NCBI's taxonomy places the organism in Eukaryota, Fungi, Ascomycota, Dothideomycetes, Mytilinidiales, Mytilinidiaceae. The transcript has a single exon. The record is from RefSeq and is a predicted model, not a curated record.
GGCCGACCGUGUCUUGCAGAUGUAGGCCCAUAACAACCCCACGCCGGGCGGCUGUCAACCCUCCGCCAUCUACUAACCAAACUUGCCCUCCUCUUCUUGUUAUUAUUGUCCGUUCCAGCUCCUUUUCCUAGUCCCCCCUAUGUCCAAGGCCUGCGCCUGGCCGCCCAAUGUCGCUGUCCAGUCCAAGGGUUGCCCCAGCGUCGCGUCCAGGUCCAAGGACUGCACCUGGCCGACCAAUGUUGAUAGGAAGAACAAGGCGUCGAAGAGGAUUAACGUCGUCAGAUUUAAAGAAGGAUCUAGAUAAGCACAGAGGUGUCCUAUCGCAUCGCCAGGCUUGUGCCCUCUUGCCUCCUGACAACAAGAGGACCCUCCCUGCCGCUCCCACUGGCAAAUGCAGGCGCCAGCUUGUGGUUCCAGUUGGGUGCUGAAUAACAAUAUGUCGGGUGGUUUUCAAAUCGUUCCUCUGUUUGUUGAAAUUGGCUGCUGCUGUCGAAUUUUGUUGUUGUCGAGAAUGGUGGUGGCAGGCCGCCAAGCCUCAUGAAAACUCUGCCUCUGGAGCUGCGCGGUGGACGAUGUUUUCAAAGGCGUCCACUUGCAACGACAACGUCGUGCGCUCCUAGCGGACGUGAUCCUUAUACUUAGCUCGCUCAGGAGAACAAGAUAAGUGGGAAGGAACAGCCCGCACGACAAUACGGGCCGGAUCACGAGUUUGGUGUUCCCCCUCAUGCAGGGCCGCCACCCCGGUCGGUACCUCUGAUCGGAACGACUGCUAAUUCUAGCUAGCGCAGAAU